Molecule: messenger RNA, 4968 nt
Organism: Saccharomyces cerevisiae S288C
Lineage: Eukaryota; Fungi; Ascomycota; Saccharomycetes; Saccharomycetales; Saccharomycetaceae
Gene: NUP188
Product: Nup188p
Exons: 1
Coding region: 1-4968 (1655 amino acids)
Cellular component (GO): nuclear membrane; nuclear pore
Molecular function (GO): structural constituent of nuclear pore
Source: RefSeq, marked reviewed
AUGGCUACACCUUCAUUUGGCAAUUCCUCUCCACAAUUGACCUUCACUCAUGUUGCUAAUUUUAUGAACGAUGCUGCUGCUGAUGUAUCCGCUGUGGAUGCCAAGCAAUUGGCCCAAAUAAGACAGUUUUUGAAAGCUAACAAGACAAAUCUUAUCGAGAGUCUGAACACAAUAAGGCAGAAUGUAACUUCUUCCGGCGAUCAUAACAAGUUACGCUCUACAAUUGCAAACUUAUUGCAAAUAAACGUCGAUAAUGAUCCAUUCUUUGCUCAAUCUGAGGACCUUUCUCAUGCUGUAGAAUUCUUUAUGUCUGAGAGAUCAUCUAGACUUCAUAUAGUAUACUCACUUCUCGUUAACCCUGACAUCGACCUCGAGACAUAUUCAUUUAUUGACAACGAUAGAUUCAAUGUAGUGGGGAAAUUGAUUUCUAUAAUAUCAUCUGUAAUCCAGAACUACGACAUUAUUACAGCUUCAUCUUUAGCACAUGAUUAUAAUAACGAUCAAGACAUGUUCACAAUUGUCUCAUUGGUGCAGUUAAAAAAAUUUUCUGAUUUGAAGUUUAUCUUGCAGAUAUUACAAAUUUUGAAUUUAAUGAUCCUCAACACAAAAGUACCAGUAGAUAUCGUCAAUCAAUGGUUUCUACAGUAUCAAAAUCAAUUUGUUGAAUUUUGCAGAAAUAUAAAUUCAACAGACAAGAGUAUAGAUACCUCGUCACUACAAUUGUACAAGUUUCAGAAUUUCCAAGACCUCAGUUACCUCUCAGAAACGCUUAUUUCCAGGAUUUCAUCUUUAUUUACUAUCACAACUAUAUUGAUACUUGGACUGAACACUUCAAUCGCGCAAUUUGAUAUUCAGUCACCUUUGUACAUGGAUACAGAAACUUUCGACACCGUCAAUAGCGCUCUAGAGAAUGAUGUAGCAACCAAUAUCGUCAACGAGGACCCCAUUUUCCAUCCAAUGAUUCAUUACUCCUGGUCAUUUAUACUUUAUUAUAGGCGAGCAUUACAAUCGUCGGAAUCAUUUGAUGAUUCAGACAUAACGAAAUUUGCUCUGUUUGCUGAAUCACAUGAUGUUCUUCAAAAAUUGAAUACUCUCUCAGAAAUUCUAUCCUUUGAUCCUGUUUACACCACAGUAAUAACAGUAUUUUUGGAGUUUUCUUUAAAUUUUAUUCCUAUAACUGCAUCUACUUCCCGGGUUUUCGCCAAGAUAAUUUCAAAGGCACCAGAGCAGUUCAUUGAGAAUUUCUUAACUAAUGACACUUUUGAGAAAAAAUUGAGCAUCAUAAAGGCUAAAUUGCCCCUAUUGAACGAAUCACUGAUCCCGCUAAUUAAUUUAGCCUUAAUUGAUACCGAGUUUGCCAAUUUUGAAUUAAAAGAUAUAUGUUCAUUUGCUGUUACCAAAAGUAGUUUGAACGAUUUGGAUUAUGACUUAAUUGCUGAUACAAUAACAAACUCUUCUUCAUCCUCCGAUAUUAUAGUGCCUGAUUUGAUAGAGUUGAAGUCUGAUUUACUAGUGGCGCCACCCUUAGAAAACGAAAACUCUAAUUGUCUCUUGUCAAUACCAAAAUCAACAAAGGGAAAAAUUCUUACUAUCAAACAACAACAACAACAACAACAACAACAGAAUGGACAACAGCCGCCAACUACUUCCAAUUUGAUUAUUUUCCUUUACAAAUUCAAUGGUUGGUCUUUGGUGGGUAGAAUAUUGCAAAAUCUAUUACAUUCAUAUAUGGAAAAGGGUACACAACUGGAUGACUUACAACAUGAAUUGAUGAUAUCCAUAAUAAAGUUAGUCACUAACGUUGUCGAUCCGAAAACCUCGAUCGAGAAAUCUAGUGAAAUUCUGUCAUAUUUAUCAAAUUCUCUGGAUACUUCAGCCAGCACCAUAAAUGGAGCGUCGAUUAUCCAAGUAAUUUUCGAGAUUUUUGAAAUAUCACUACAAAGAAAAGAUUAUACCUCAAUUGUACAAUGUUGUGAAUUUAUGACUAUGCUGACACCGAAUUACCUUCAUCUUGUUUCUUCUUACUUGAACAAAUCGGAUUUGUUAGACAAAUAUGGUAAGACUGGUCUUUCCAAUAUGAUACUCGGUUCGGUUGAAUUAUCUACGGGGGAUUACACAUUCACUAUCCAAUUGCUUAAGCUAACAAAAGUCUUUAUUCGAGAAUCUCUCUCAUUGAAAAAUAUCCAUAUUUCCAAGAGAAGUAAAAUUGAUAUUAUUAAUAAGUUGAUUCUACAUGCAAUUCAUAUCUUUGAGAGUUAUUACAACUGGAAGUACAACAACUUCUUACAAAAAUUCGAAAUUGCCUUCCAUUUGACAUUAAUUUUUUAUGAUGUACUUCAUGACGUUUUCACCAUAAAUCCACAUCAAAAGGAUCAGUUAAUCAUUUCCUCGUCAGCAAACAAAUUGUUGCAGUUAUUUUUGACUCCCAUGGAUUCCAUUGAUUUGGCUCCAAAUACUUUGACGAAUAUUCUGAUUUCACCAUUGAAUACCACAACAAAAAUUUUAGGCGACAAAAUUUUGGGUAAUUUAUAUAGCAAGGUAAUGAAUAACUCCUUCAAGCUGUGCACGCUUUUGAUCGCUAUUCGAGGUAGCAAUCGUGAUUUAAAGCCAAGCAACCUGGAAAAAUUGCUUUUCAUAAAUUCAUCAAAAUUGGUUGACGUUUAUACCCUACCAAGUUAUGUUCAUUUCAAAGUGCAGAUCAUAGAGUUGUUAAGCUAUUUAGUAGAGGCUCCUUGGAAUGACGACUAUCCAUUUCUGUUAUCUUUCCUUGGUGAAGCAAAGUCAAUGGCAUUUUUGAAAGAAGUCCUGUCGGACCUGAGCUCUCCAGUGCAAGAUUGGAACCUUCUCCGAAGUUUGUACAUUUUUUUUACUACCCUAUUAGAAAGUAAACAAGAUGGGUUAUCUAUCCUCUUCUUAACAGGUCAAUUUGCCUCCAAUAAAAAAAUUAAUGACGAAUCCUCCAUAGACAAAAAGAGUUCUAUAUUAACUGUUUUGCAAAAGAAUUCUUUACUAUUAGAUUCAACGCCUGAAGAAGUAAGUUGCAAGUUAUUAGAAACGAUAACAUAUGUUUUAAACACUUGGACAAAUUCUAAAAUAUUCAUAAAAGAUCCUAAAUUUGUGAAUUCCUUAUUGGCUAAGUUGAAGGACUCAAAAAAAUUAUUUCAGAAAAAGGAAAAUUUGACUCGUGACGAAACUGUUUCUUUGAUUAAGAAAUACAAAUUGAUCUCAAGGAUUGUAGAAAUAUUUGCGUUGUGUAUUUACAACUCCACUGAUUCAAACUCGGAAAUUUUAAAUUUUUUGAAUCAGGAAGACUUGUUUGAAUUAGUUCAUCAUUUCUUCCAAAUUGAUGGGUUCAAUAAAACUUUUCAUGAUGAAUUAAACUUAAAAUUUAAAGAGAAAUGGCCCAGUUUAGAGCUUCAGUCGUUCCAAAAAAUUCCAUUAUCCAGAAUAAACGAAAAUGAGAAUUUCGGUUAUGAUAUUCCGUUAUUAGAUAUAGUUUUAAAAGCUGACCGUAGUUGGAACGAACCAAGUAAGAGUCAGACAAAUUUUAAGGAGGAAAUAACAGACGCUUCAUUAAAUUUGCAGUAUGUCAAUUACGAAAUAUCUACCGCAAAAGCAUGGGGCGCACUAAUCACCACGUUUGUGAAGAGGAGCACUGUUCCGUUAAAUGAUGGUUUUGUCGACUUGGUAGAGCAUUUCCUCAAGUUAAAUAUUGAUUUUGGUUCAGAUAAACAAAUGUUUACCCAAAUAUAUCUGGAAAGAAUUGAGUUGUCGUUUUACAUUUUAUAUUCGUUCAAGUUGUCGGGAAAAUUGUUGAAGGAAGAAAAGAUAAUUGAAUUGAUGAACAAGAUUUUUACAAUUUUCAAAUCUGGUGAGAUUGACUUUAUUAAAAAUAUUGGUAAGUCACUAAAAAAUAACUUUUAUAGACCUCUUUUGAGAUCUGUCUUAGUUCUUCUCGAGUUAGUCUCGUCAGGAGAUCGUUUUAUCGAAUUAAUAUCUGAUCAACUACUGGAAUUUUUUGAAUUAGUGUUUAGUAAGGGUGUUUAUUUGAUACUGUCUGAGAUAUUAUGUCAGAUCAAUAAAUGCUCCACGAGGGGUUUAAGCACCGAUCACACCACCCAAAUUGUCAACUUGGAGGAUAAUACUCAGGAUUUAUUGUUAUUAUUAUCACUCUUCAAGAAGAUCACCAAUGUGAAUCCCUCUAAAAACUUCAAUGUUAUUCUAGCAUCAUCCCUAAACGAAGUAGGAACUUUGAAAGUUAUACUGAACCUAUAUUCAAGCGCGCAUUUGAUAAGGAUUAACGAUGAACCAAUUCUUGGGCAAAUUACUCUGACCUUUAUCUCCGAAUUGUGUUCUAUUGAGCCAAUUGCUGCAAAACUCAUCAACAGUGGAUUGUAUAGCGUUCUAUUGGAAAGUCCACUAUCUGUUGCAAUACAGCAAGGUGAUAUAAAACCUGAAUUUUCGCCUAGAUUGCACAACAUUUGGAGCAAUGGUUUGUUAUCCAUUGUUCUACUACUAUUAAGUCAGUUCGGUAUCAAGGUUUUACCUGAGACGUGCCUAUUUGUUUCAUAUUUUGGAAAACAAAUAAAAUCUACAAUAUAUAACUGGGGUGACAACAAGUUAGCAGUGUCAAGUUCGUUGAUAAAGGAAACGAAUCAAUUGGUUUUAUUGCAAAAAAUGCUAAACUUGCUAAAUUACCAAGAAUUGUUUAUUCAGCCUAAAAACUCUGAUGAUCAACAAGAAGCUGUAGAAUUGGUUAUUGGUCUAGAUUCUGAACAUGAUAAAAAAAGGUUAAGCGCUGCAUUAAGCAAGUUUCUAACACAUCCAAAAUACUUGAAUUCAAGAAUAAUACCUACAACUUUAGAAGAGCAACAGCAGUUGGAGGAUGAAUCAAGCAGAUUGGAGUUCGUCAAGGGUAUCAGCAGAGACAUUAAAGCAUUACAAGAUUCACUAUUUAAGGACGUUUAA